CCUUGCGACUAGCCAAAAAUGUAGCUGUAGCCAGAUUACAUCUAUUUCUAUUUUGACAGACGACAAAGGCUUGUCUUCUUCUUCUUCGGGCAAAUUGUCAUUUGGCUUCGCAAUUUGUUUUGUUUCGCGCGCGUCUAAUUCUUACAAGCUCUUUUUAUUAAGCAUUUUAAAGUUUUACCAAUGGAAAUUGAUGAAAUUUUAAUUGAGGAAGUGCGCCAGCGCCCAGUAAUAUACGAUUUGGGCCUGGAAGAUUAUAAAAAUCUGCGAAAGAAGGACUUCGUCUGGAGGGAGGUCGCUUCAAAUGUUCAUUUAGACGAGGCAAUGUGCAAAAAGCGGUGGAAGGGGCUGCAAGACUGCUAUAAACGCUGCAAAAGAAUGGAGCUGUCCACAUCAGGAAGCGGUGCUGAAACUCCUCGGCGUAAGUGGAGGUAUUUGGAGGCGAUGUCUUUCCUGGACAAUGUUACAAGCACCAGAACAACAAUUGGAAGCAUACCCGAGGAGCUUGUAGUUAUUGACGAAGAAAGCUCCACAGCGGCAGAAACACCGCCGUCUAGUUCACGGGUACGAAAGGAAGACGAGCGGGACAAAUUCGAGGCGUUGAUCGACCUGGCGGCUUCAAGCAUAACUCAAACUUGCUCCGAGUUCUGCGUGGAGAGGAAAGGAGCAGGAUAGAACCGAGCUACAUUUUGUGAGUUUGGCCAAAAUGUGAAAGAAGCCGGUUUGCCAACAAGUAUAGUGAACCGGAUUGAGGCCAAAG
This is a messenger RNA of Rhagoletis pomonella (apple maggot), 757 nucleotides long. Its product is annotated as transcription factor Adf-1-like. The record is from RefSeq and is a predicted model, not a curated record. Gene Ontology annotation, biological process: regulation of transcription by RNA polymerase II. The coding region runs from base 181 to 672 and encodes 163 amino acids. Gene Ontology annotation, cellular component: nucleus; transcription regulator complex. NCBI's taxonomy places the organism in Eukaryota, Metazoa, Arthropoda, Insecta, Diptera, Tephritidae. The transcript has 4 exons.